GGCGAAGUGAUGUCGGGCCGCGGGAAGCAGGGCGGGAAGGCGCGCGCCAAGGCCAAGUCGCGCUCGUCGCGGGCCGGGCUGCAGUUCCCCGUGGGCCGCGUGCACCGGCUGCUGCGCAAGGGCAACUACGCGGAGCGGGUGGGCGCCGGCGCCCCGGUGUACCUGGCGGCCGUGCUGGAGUACCUGACGGCCGAGAUCCUGGAGCUGGCGGGCAACGCGGCCCGCGACAACAAGAAGACGCGCAUCAUCCCCCGCCACCUGCAGCUGGCCAUCCGCAACGACGAGGAGCUCAACAAGCUGCUGGGCAAGGUGACCAUCGCGCAGGGCGGGGUGCUGCCCAACAUCCAGGCCGUGCUGCUGCCCAAGAAGACCGACAGCCACAAGGCCAAGGCCAAGUGAAGCGCUAAAAGCAAACAACCCAAAGGCUCUUUUCAGAGCCACCCA
Molecule: messenger RNA, 444 nt
Organism: Gallus gallus (chicken)
Lineage: Eukaryota; Metazoa; Chordata; Aves; Galliformes; Phasianidae
Gene: H2AC38
Product: histone H2A-IV-like 1
Exons: 1
Coding region: 10-399 (129 amino acids)
Cellular component (GO): nucleosome
Molecular function (GO): protein heterodimerization activity; structural constituent of chromatin; DNA binding
Source: RefSeq, marked inferred